AUGACAACAUCGGCAUCAGACACGUUGAACGAUCGCUAUCCCGCGCCAUCAUCUACUGAGUUAAUCAUGGGUAGAUCUACGCCAAAAAGUUUGCGGACUCAAGCAGAGGAAGCCAAGCCAAACAUGGCUGCAACCUACCAAGAUGUUGACUCCGACCACCGACUGCACCCUGCACUCAGGAAUGGGCAAACAAGCACUGUCAUUGAUAUGAUGCUUUCUCGGGGAACUGUCUUACAGCCACAAGAGCAAGUCUCCGAUCAGAUAUCCGACAUCACUUCUCUGACACAAUCGACCCGCGACGUAAUAACUCGAGAGGCAUCUCUUGAGGCUUUGAGCCCAGCAUCAAUGGCUCCGCUCGAAGAAGAGCCUCGAUGUAUGUUUGUCAAUGAUUGUCAGACUGGCUCGCAGCUACGAAAAGCCAUUUCACACCUUUUCGGACGCAAUAAGGCCUGCACCCUUCGUAUCCCAAAGCAGGUGUGGGUUUAUUAUUGUCGCAAACAUUAUCAACGAAUCAGGUAUCGAAACGCCAAGACCUACCCCCUCAACCAGAUGUACCUCGUGAAGAUGCAGAUCAACCGACUCCAAAGAUGGAGUAACGAGAAUCAACGCCAAGGAACCGGCCCCUACAUCAAGCUCUGGACGUUGGCGUUACGCAAGAGGGAACAGAGCCGCCUUGAUAAAGAAGGAGGCGCAACAGAAGAAGGCGAGGAUGAGUCUGUAGAGGCACCAAACAGUUCGGCCGCCCCCGACUGGAUCAUUCAACGUUUGGGUACUGGAUACACGACGGAGCAAAUGCUCGAGGUUGCAGAUCGCCUGUACCUGGAGAUUGAGAAUGGCACUCUUGGCCAGGUUCCAGAGGUCGAGUUUCUGCCUGACAUUACAGAGUCAGAGGCGGGAAACAUAGCGAAGCUGGUCAGAAGCCGCAAAGCAACCCGCGCAGCUACCACUACAGUAGAAGCCAAGGCCUCCAAGCGGCGAAGUUCUGAAGACGCAGACUGUGUCAGCCACGGGGAUUCUUCACUUGUCGUUCAACAUGAGGCGGUUGAAUCUGUGAACGCUUCGCGGAAGCGAAUCCGCCUCAGUCCUCUUGGAGCAGACUCCCCCCAACAUCCCCCUCAAAUGCCCCUUCCAUCCACUAUGCCGUCUUACGCAACGAGCCAUGCGCUUGCGUCUUCGGCUGGCGCCGAGUCAGCCGUGCCCCGGACCUUGCCCGCGGCCCCAAAAUCCCAGGUAUCAUCUCCUGGACAUUCCCAAGGACCUACCGCGCACAUGUAUGGGCUCUCGUCCAGCGAAUUUCGACGCCCUCAUGGUUUCAGUGGUUUUUACAGCCACGAUCAACAACAACAUCCAGCUCAGUACCGUGCGGGCGCAGAAUCUCAAUCUCUUCUUCAAAGGAAUAGAGAACACCACUACCAGCAGAGACUGCCGUCCAUUGCUCAUCUGGCGGGAGCCAGUGAUCUUCGGGAUUCAGAUUCGGCAAUUGCACCAUUCAGAGGCUCUUGGACAUCGAUUAAUGAGGACACUAACAUGCCACGAGUCCCUCGCUUGCGAUCUUAUAGUGAAAAUAUCGCAACGAGCCAGCCCAUGUUGGAAAAUCCUCGACCGAGUUCAAGCGGCACCUCGCAUUUCGGCACAACCUACUUUGACAACAGAGCUGUGGCCUCUCUGACGUAUGAACCGAACACCCGCAGCUACUCCCGAGAGCAGUGGCCCGAGUCUGGUCAUUCCUACGUUCCAACCUGGCCUCAAAGAUCAAGCGCCUUGCAACAACAUUACUAUUACGAUCAAGUAACUCGCCCUCAGUUGGACAGCCUACGAGCUCCAACUUACCUUGGUCAGGCUAAACAACGCCCUUCAGCUGAGAGAGUUGAAUAG
This is a messenger RNA of Trichoderma aggressivum f. europaeum, 1875 nucleotides long. RefSeq lists its product as uncharacterized. Lineage: Eukaryota; Fungi; Ascomycota; Sordariomycetes; Hypocreales; Hypocreaceae. The record is from RefSeq and is a predicted model, not a curated record. The transcript has a single exon. The coding region runs from base 1 to 1875 and encodes 624 amino acids.